CCCGAUGAAUGAAGAGGAGGCAGUGCUACCAGACUGCUUUCGAGUAGGAGUGAAAGCUUGGCUUGAGAGCGAGCUUUUAGGAGCCAACAGCUGAUGCGACAGUGUGGCAACUUUCGCUUUCGUUUCCGGCUUCUGUUUGUUGUUAUUGUGAGAGCGCUGUGUCGUGUGAGUGUGUUGGUGCACUUGUGAAUGUGUGUGGCGAUUUCAAAGUCAGACAGAAGCAGCAGCAACAACAACAACAACAACAACGUGAGCAUAAUGAGCGAAAGAGAAAGCGACUGCGACGCGCGGAGAGAGAGGCCAGAGCGGAGGCAGGACUUCGGGCAGCGACGCUAACGGUGUAUCCUUGUUGAGAGUUUCGCAAUAUAUUUUUAUUGCAGCAGUCUCAUCGAAAGCGUCGAAGCAACCAAAUCGCAUCGAACACCCGAUAAAUCGGCGGGCUGCUCGUACAUAUCCAGCUACUUCAUAAAGGCCAGCCAACUACCCACCUAAGCUAAACCAAAAUCAAAAAAAAAAAAAAAUAACCAAAAUCACAACUAAAACUACAACUACAACUACAACUACAACUAAAACUAAAGCUAAACUCGACUAAGUAAACGAACUAAACUAAAAUUGAAGCCAGAGGCUCUUACAACUUUUACUAUUAGCUAAAGUUAGACCAAAAAAAAAAAAAAACAGAGGAAGACCAAAAGAAUCUCAGACCAAGCAAAAUGAACAUGAACGACAGUCGACGCAACACGGCCACGGAAUUCAGCUAUAUACUGCAGCGCCAGGGCAGCGAUGUGUCGGUCGCCGAGGCUUAUGCAUUCGAUGACUUCAACAAUAUAAUGAAGAAUAACCAUCAGACACAUCAGCAACAGGGCCAGCCGCAACAGCAACAUCAGCAGCAACAGCAACAGCAGCAGCUACAGCAACAGCAACAGCAGCAGCAACAUCGUCAACCUUCGCAGCAGCAACCACACCAGGAUGCUGGACUGGGCGACACGUUGUCCUCGCUGCCACAGGCAUCGUUCAACUACAUCAACUCCAUUGUGGGCAGCGGCGUCAUUGGCAUACCCUACGCUCUCCACAGGGCCGGAUUCGGCCUAGGUUUGGCCCUGCUCAUCCUGGUGGCCUACAUCACCGACUACUCACUCAUCCUAAUGGUCAGAUGCGGCCACAUUUGCGGCCGGUUCAGCUAUCCGGGCAUCAUGGAGGCCGCCUACGGCAAGUACGGCUACUACUUGCUCUCCCUUCUGCAGUUCAUGUAUCCCUUCCUGGCCAUGAUAUCCUACAAUGUGGUGGUGGGCGAUACGUUGUCGAAAGUGCUGGUUCGCUUCUUUCCCUCCUGGGGCGGUUCCAUGGGCGCUGUUCGACUGGGCGUUGUCUUCUUCGUCAAUGUGGGCGUGGUAAUGCCUCUAUGUCUUUAUAAGAACGUCUCCCGACUGGCCCGUGCAAGCUUCAUUAGCCUGGCCUGUGUGGUCUUCAUCCUGUUUGCGGUCAUCAUCAAGCUCAUGUCGGGCGAUUAUAAAGUAACGGACACGGCGGAGUCUUGGCGGUUCGCCAACUCGGAUCUUAUCCCGGCCACGGGCAUCAUGGUCUUCGCUUUCAUGUGUCAUCACAACACCUUUCUCGUUUAUCAAUCGAUGCGCGACGCGACCAUGGAGCGCUGGGAGAAGGUCACCCACAUUUCGAUUGGAUUUGCCUGGACGGUGGCGGCCCUGUUCGGCAUCGCUGGCUACUCCACCUUCCGCGCCUUAUCCCAAGGCGACCUGCUGGAGAACUAUUGCUGGGAUGACGACCUGAUGAACUUCUCGCGUGUACUCUUCUCUAUAUCGAUACUACUGACCUUCCCCAUCGAGUGCUUCGUUUCCCGCGAGAUUGUGCGCGCCCUCGUCCAUCGGUUCGUGCUGAAGGAGCCCAUCAGCGAGUUCACCCAGGACAAGGACCCCAGCCUGGAGAAGGGGGCCAUAAUCGAUGAGUACUCGAAAGCCAUUACCAUGGCCAUCGUGUUCAGCGCCUUCGUCAUCUCGCCCAUGACCGACUGCCUCGGUUCUGUUUUGGAGCUGAAUGGUCUCCUGGCGGCCAUACCCUUGGCCUACAUCCUGCCCGGUCUGGCCUACAUCCAGAUGGAGCCGCAUGCCCUGCUUAGCCGCGAGAAGCUGCCCGCCUUGGGCCUGGUGGUCUUUGGUGCCCUGGUGACUAUCUUGGGGGCGGCAGUGCUCCUGCCGGGACUUAUGGGCGGCGACUGCCGGUCGGAUAUUGUGAUGGGUUACUGCCGGCAGGAAUUCCAGAAUGCCACCUCAACGAACUAAGUGGUCGGUCGGUCGUUAGGCUGGCCGGAAUGGAACGGAAGUCAACUUACGAUUUAGGGUGCGGGUUAGGGAUCGUAUAUUUGUUUUUUUGUUUUGGGUUGAAACUUUUAAGUUCACCUUCGGUUGGUUAACACAGCUGCACCAUGUCGCAUCGAAAGAAACUUGUACCUGAGUCCCAGACGUUCAAAGUAUCUGCGUAAGUAAGUAGUAGGCACAGUGUUGUAUUGGCUAGUGGAAAAGUGAUACGGGCGAACCUCAGUACAAAGGCCAGGCAUUAUCUCCGAUCGAGCAAAGACCCCUGCAUAUUUGCACCGGAUAGUUAUUUUCCAUUUCGUUGGAUCCCCGUUGUUGAUGUCGAUAUUGUUGAAAGUAGUGAAAGUUCCUCGAUACUCGUAUAUAUGUAUGUAUGUUUUUAUGUACGCUCAGAAAGGCAUCAAAAAUUGACGAAAACGAAUUGAAUGAAAAAUCGAAGAAAAACUAAAACCAAAACCAAACUAGAACUAGAUGUUAUCCGUAGCUUUAGCGUAGUCUGAAACUUUUUGGGCACCAAUAUACACAUGCAAACCUUAACGACAACCGACGAGAGACCCUACAAAGUUGAGAAGCAAAUCAAAAUCGAACAAGUAUUAUAUGUAUGUAUGUACCGACAACUAUUUGUAACUAUGUAUGUAUAUCUAUUGCCCCGACGUUACCAAAUCAUAUUCCAAUAUAUGAUUUUGAUAUAUAUAUAUAUAUAUUAUAUAUAUACAAGGAGUAGCUAACUGCGCUUUAAACCGAACUAAAAUCAAAUUCUAACCAUCAAAACACAUCGAUUCGAACAACAGUUUUUAAGUUGUUAAACAGCACUGAAUUCUUUUUUGAAUUACGUAUAUAUAUACACGACACAGACACACAUAUUUAUAUAUAUACACAUAGACAUAUAUUUUUCUAUAACUCUUGAUUUAUACUGCACGAUAUUAUGUAAAUACAUGUGUAUGCAUUUUUGGAUGUGAUUAAAGUCUUUAUACACAAACACCCA
Drosophila eugracilis is the source of this 3312-nucleotide messenger RNA. RefSeq names its product putative sodium-coupled neutral amino acid transporter 11. The transcript is spliced from 11 exons. Gene Ontology annotation, biological process: amino acid transmembrane transport. Bases 711 to 2294 code for a protein of 527 amino acids. Gene Ontology annotation, molecular function: amino acid transmembrane transporter activity. Lineage: Eukaryota; Metazoa; Arthropoda; Insecta; Diptera; Drosophilidae. The record is from RefSeq and is a predicted model, not a curated record.